UAAAUAAAUAAAAAUGCUCUUUUAUUUAAAUAAGUCGUCUCAAUGAUUAAAAAUACUGUUAAUGAUAUACCAAAUAAAUGAUUUAAUCGUUAACUCUUUUCGGAAAAGAGAGAUAAUCAAGUAUAGAAAACAUUUAAGAUUCCCGGGUAGAUCCGUGAACUAGCAGACGAAUGGCGCACAUGAACAUAAUAAUUUCAUAAUAUUUGGAAACAAAAAAAAUAUUCUAAGAGGGAAAAUUAAUAAAAAAAUAUAAAUCCUCGCCAGUGGUACUCUAACAGUGUUCCGACAGUUUUUUGAAGAAAGUAUGCAGAUCUCAGAAGUUUGAUGGUUAUCCGGAUCCCUAACCUCAAAACUCGAAAUGGGAAAAAUGUUUGUUUGUUAUUUAUUUAAAUAAAUGGUAUUAUUUCAACGCUAGUUAUGAUUCGAAAAGCCUUGGCGGGGGCAACUUUUGCUCUUGGAAAUUUGAGUGCUUCCAGUCGCCGAGUGAUAAAUAUUAGACCGAGAUUUAUUUCGAAUCUUACGAUCAGUGAAAGAGGCACGGAAAAAGAUGAGGGUUUUUCCUCACCGCUCACUUCUCCCGAAGAGACUCACAAAAAGUUACUCGCCGAGAUGGAAAACCUCGUAAAUAGUCCCGAAAUGGACCUAAACUCGUGCAUGGAAUUUUUACGAAAAUCCACCUAUUUUUACCAACCAAAUCACAAAUACACCUUUCUCAAGGACCUCCAGAGCGAGUUGAGUUUCGAACUGUUGUGCGACAACUUGUGCAAUACAACAAUCCGAAUGACCUAUCCCGUGGCAAUCUACAUUCUCAUCAGAUUGUGCAAACUCGAGAUCAGCAGCAUCAAUCCUCUGAUUGUGAUGCGAUACUGGCAUCGGCACAUCGAUCCAAAUAUCAAAUUUUUAAAGUAUCUGCAAAUCGAGAUGCUGCUCGUGCACGUGCUCGAGCGAAUGGCCAACACUUCCUGGACCGAGUCGAAGAAAAAUCUCCUGGUGCGUCGGCUCCGAACGAAGAUUUUGGUCGAGGAACUUGAGAAGUUGUCGACGAGUUCGAUAAUUAGCGCGAUGAAUUUGAUGCAUACUUUCGGCAUUGUCGAUAUCCGAGUCUCCGAGAUUUUCAUCAAGUCGCUGAUGAGCCAGAAUCCGCCGGAUUGGCUGCAAAUUUUUCGGAUUCUCUGCACGCUCGAUCACAUUCUCCCGGGCUAUGAGCCGAUGCUGGAGGAGGCGAAGAAACAUAUUUAUCAGAAUAUAAUGGAGAUUCCGCUCUGGAGUCUGAUUGAAAUUUUACGGUGCAUCAAGGACAAAGUCUGGCGGGGAUCAUGCUGUGAUUUUUAGACAGGGUGGUUUCCCUGUUGCUGUGAAUUUAAAUAUUAAGUCGAGUGAUAAUCAGGAGAUUUCAUUAAAUAAGCUUUCUCUUCCUCCAGAUAGUCACAUAGUUCUCAUCGCGAGUGUUCCAUACAUCGGUUAUAUACUCAAUACAGGAGAAAUGACCGGACCGUACAAAUUGUACGUAAAAUGUCUGAAAGUAUUAAAAUAUGACACGAUUCUGGUGA
Molecule: messenger RNA, 1550 nt
Organism: Belonocnema kinseyi
Lineage: Eukaryota; Metazoa; Arthropoda; Insecta; Hymenoptera; Cynipidae
Exons: 4
Coding region: 418-1332 (304 amino acids)
Source: RefSeq, a predicted model, not a curated record